GAAUUCAAUUAUUUGAACAACUACCCUUCAUUAUAUAAACUGAUCAGAUGCACAUCAUAAGUAUACCUAUCAACAUUUCAAAAAUCAUAGCAUCCAAUGGAUCCUUUCCUAAAUGAGUUUAGUCUAGAAGAGUUCCAACAACAAUGGGAAAUAGAAGAAAAAAUACUUGAUAGGCAGCGAGAACUUCUUGAAGAAUUGCAAAGGAGAAGCGAACAACCACGUAAGAGGAAAUCCAUACAUAGAGAUCAUCAUGCAGCGCAUGAGAGACUCAUGGCCGACUACUUUGCCGAGUCAUGCACUUACACUGACGCCCAGUUCCGACGCAGGUAUCGAAUGAAAAGGCCUCUCUUUCUACGAAUUGUGGACUCUAUAUCAAAUUACGACGAUUACUUCACACAACGGCGCAAUAAUGCGGGCAAGCUUGGGUUAACGCCUAUCCAGAAGUGUACGGCUGCCAUACGCAUGCUCGCAUAUGGAGUCGCAGCCGAUGCUUGUGAUGAGUACGUCAAGAUAGGAGAAUCCACUGCUAUCGAGUGUACUCGCAAGUUUUGCGAAGGGGUAAUAGCAUUGUUUCAAGAUGAAUACUUACGACGACCAAAUGUGGAAGACUUGCAGAGGUUGCUCCAAGUUGGACAGGAACGUGGAUUCCCAGGGAUGAUUGGAAGUAUUGAUUGCAUGCACUGGCAGUGGAAAAAUUGUCCUAAGGCUUGGCAAGGGUAGUUUACUAGUGCCAAGGGGACGACAACAGUUAUCCUCGAGGCAGUUGCGUCAUAUGAUUUGUGGAUAUGGCAUGCUUUUUCAGGGCUUCCUGGUAGUUUGAAUGACAUAAAUGUACUAGAUAGGUCACCGGUUUUUGACGACAUUGAGUCGGGUGAAGCUCCACGGGUAAACUUCACCGUGAAUGGGCGGGAGUACAAUCUUGCAUACUAUCUUGCCGACGAAAUCUACCCUAAGUGGCCUGUCUUCGUGCAGUCAAUUCAAAUGCCCCAAGGCAACAAACAUCAAUUUUUUGCCAAACAACAGGAAUCAUGCAGGAAGGACGUGGAACGCGCAUUCGGGGUACUCCAAGCACGCUUCGCUAUUGUCCGCCAACCAGCUAGAAUGUGGGAUCUUGAUGUCUUAGGAAAAAUAAUGAGGGCGUGCAUUAUUUUACAUAACAUGAUAGUAGAGGAUGAACGAGAUACGUAUUCGCGAAACUGGGAAAAUAUCGACUUUGAACCGUCGAACAAUGCUAGCUCUAGCGCCUCUUUCAAUGUUCAAACAGACGUGUUGCCGGAGUUUCAAGUCCAUGUUCAACACCGAUCUGAGGCAGAUAAUCAGACUAGAGCGGAACUACGAGAUAAGACCCAACAUAUUCAGCUGAAGAAGGAUCUCAUCGAGCACAUUUGGCAGAAGUUUGGGACAACCUCCGAUUAGAUUUACCAAUUUAGUGUGUGUUUUCUUUAAUGUUUUCAAUAAUUUGGGUGUGUUUGGUUUUCCGUAUGCUUAAUAAAAUCGUGUGUUAUUU
This is a messenger RNA of Asparagus officinalis (garden asparagus), 1507 nucleotides long. RefSeq lists its product as uncharacterized. NCBI's taxonomy places the organism in Eukaryota, Viridiplantae, Streptophyta, Magnoliopsida, Asparagales, Asparagaceae. The record is from RefSeq and is a predicted model, not a curated record.